Ostertagia ostertagi is the source of this 972-nucleotide messenger RNA. The record is from the annotation of a GenBank genome assembly. NCBI's taxonomy places the organism in Eukaryota, Metazoa, Nematoda, Chromadorea, Rhabditida, Trichostrongylidae.
AUGGGUUCUGCUGUGUACUACAGUGUCCUGGGCACCUUCAUUUGCACUGGCAUUCUUCUCGGUACCACAUUUGUGGUCGUGCUGAACCUUUUCAGCGAUAUCGGCGAAUUCCGCACCCAGAUCGAAGAAGAGAUUAGCCAAUUCCAAGGUAAACUGUUCUCCCAGUCGACCUGGACAAUUAUAUUGUCUCAUCAAAUGCUGAAACUCUUUCAGACCUAUGCCGACGAUGCAUGGACAGUGAUGAUGGUCACGAAUAAAGCCCCGUCAGUACAGCGACAGAGCGUCUUCUACGAAUCCCUUAUUCGUAACAAAAGACAGGGAUCAUAUGCCGAUGGAGGUGGCAGUGUCGUUGGCGGAGGCGGAGGCGAAGGAUAUGGUGGUUGCCAGUGCGCAGCUCAAGCAACGGGUUGCCCUUCAGGACCACCAGGACCUCCAGGACUUGCGGGAAUACCCGGAGAAGACGGUACCCCCGGAUAUCCUGGUCAGACAGGUGGAGUCGGCCUGUCCGCUUCGUCAUUCCAUUCCUCAGGAUGCAUCCAGUGCCCAGCAGGACCUCCCGGUCCACAAGGACCAAACGGUGGACCUGGCCCAGCUGGAGCUCCAGGAAAUCCAGGUCAAGACGGACAAGGGGGCGGAGCAGGCUACCCAGGACCUCCCGGACCCCCAGGAGCACCAGGACGGAAUGGUAACGCCGGCGCACCAGGACAGGAUGGAGCACCUGGAGCUCCAGGAACACGAAGGAGUAACUAUCCCGGCCCAGCUGGUGCGCCAGGACCAGCAGGAGCACCCGGUGCACCUGGACAAAACGGUAGCAGCUACGGACCUGGGGCACCAGGACCGGCUGGACCACCCGGUCGACCCGGAAACCCUGGAACAAACGGAAGCCAUGGAGCACCAGGGCAAGCUGGUGCUGCUGGAGCUCCCGGCUCGGACGCUGCUUAUUGUCCUUGUCCAGGAAGAAGUCGUGGUUAA